AUGAUUGAGCCUUGCGAAGCCACUCCUUCGACACUGCAUGUUCCUGUUGAAUCAUCUUCCUUACCUACCCUAACAAUCGAUCUAACACUCCUUCCUGAUCAUGCCCCUGCUUCUGUCGAUCCACAAGCUGACAUCGAGGCUUCGAUUCCUCUUCCUGAACCCGCUACAAAUGAGAUUCCUAUUGCCACUCCUAUUAUUUCUUCACCAUCUUGGCCAGCUGAUGCCAAGCCCGAGGAGUAUUUGACUAAGAAGAGGCGAAUGGAGACCCAUCCUGCCCCUAAACGGUCCAUUCCUACUUUUCGCCCCGUUCUAAGGCGAAAGGCAAGGAAAUAA
Molecule: messenger RNA, 333 nt
Organism: Ilex paraguariensis (yerba mate)
Lineage: Eukaryota; Viridiplantae; Streptophyta; Magnoliopsida; Aquifoliales; Aquifoliaceae
Source: the annotation of a GenBank genome assembly